This is a messenger RNA of Paramecium tetraurelia, 3408 nucleotides long. RefSeq lists its product as uncharacterized. The record is from RefSeq and is a predicted model, not a curated record. The transcript has 2 exons. Lineage: Eukaryota; Ciliophora; Oligohymenophorea; Peniculida; Parameciidae. Gene Ontology annotation, cellular component: membrane. Gene Ontology annotation, molecular function: voltage-gated potassium channel activity. Gene Ontology annotation, biological process: transmembrane transport; potassium ion transport.
AUGUCUGGAGAUAGUCAUCAGAAUGGGCUUGAUAAUUAUCUAAAUGAACUCAACAAUAAGAAUCUGAUGUAAGUUAGGAGACCAAAUGAGGAGUAGAUUUUGGCAUUUAUUGAUUUUGAAGGUAUCAAGGCAGAUCCAUCAAUUCAACACAAAACCUAUCCUGAAAAUCAAUAGGACAAUAAGAGCAAGGGAAGUAAGUCUGCUAAGUAAAUUCGACGGAAUAGUUUGGAUUUGUCAGAAGCAUCACCCUUGAAACAAUCUCUAAGGGAUGAAUUAAUCCUGUGUGAUAGUCCAAAUUUAGAAUUAAAAAAAUUGGGAGAACCAAAUGAUAAUAGAAAAAGUAAAUCUAUUAUUAGUCCAGCUAUUUAAUCGGCAAAGUCUCCGAAAAGAAAAAGUAAGCAUUUUUCAAAGAUUUUUUCAAAGCUAACCAACAGAAUGAGUUUAGCUAAGAAAUUCAUCUCAAAGAUUAAGAUUCUAUCGCCAUUUGCUAAGAAAAUAUCAAAAUCACAAUUGUAAUUAAUAUAAGAUUUGAGUUCUGAUAUAAGCAAUUCUAAUGAGAAAUACAACAAUAAGAGUUUCAUUAAGAUUCACGACAAAUCCAAAUAGAAGAUGGUAUUAAAACGAAUGGAGAGCAUGAAGGCAUUCAUUGUACUUAAGACGUACUUUAGUGUAUGUAAGAUUUAAGUGAUUCUUAAUAAGUUUAAAUAAGAAACAAUAGAUCCACAAGGCAACUUCUUAUUUUUUUGGGAAUUGUUAAAAUUCUUUGUGACAUUAGCAUCUCUAUUCCAAUUAUCAAUUCAAAUAUGUUUCAAUUUGAAUGUUUUGAAUUGGUUUUUCACCUCUGAGAAAUAAAAUUCGCAAAAUAUCCUAAUUUUGAUGUUUCUCUUUUAUUCAUUUGACAUUCUUUUAGGAUUUCGCACAGGAUACUAUGAAAAUGGGGAGGUAGUAAUAAAUUAAAAGAGAGUCGCUAGAAGAUAUUUAAGGAAAUAUUUUGUUGUUGAUUUGAUCUCAAUAAUACCAAUAUUCAUCAACAUCAUUUUAAUAUAAUCAUUUGAAACAGAUAAUACAAUAAUUAGGAUUGUGAAUUGUUUAUCAUUCAUAAGAUCAAAUGCUUUAAAUAGAGUAUAUCAUUCUUUAGAAGGAAGAUUAUUAAGUAAUCCAAGGUUUGUUAUUGGAUAUCGAUUUUUGAGUGUUAUAGGAACUGUAUUUUUAUAUGCUCAUGUAUUUGGAUGUCUUUGGUAUGUGGUAGCAUAGAAUAAUUAAAAUAAUUGGAUCAAUAAAGCAGGAAUAGUUGAAGAUUCUUGGUUUGCUCUAUAUAGUUAUUCUAUUUAUUGGUCUGUAAUGACUAUGACUACUGUUGGAUAUGGAGAUCUGACACCAGCUAAUCAUGAAGAAGCCUUAUUUUGUGUUUGUACCAUGUUUAUUGCAAGUGUUGUUUUUGCAUAUUCAAUCAAUACAAUUGGAAGGAUCAUUACUGAAAUGAAUAAGUUUGAUGAGAAAAUCAAUGAAAAUAUGGCUAUUAUAAAUAGAUACAUGCAAAGAAAGAAUUUCGAGUAGUCAUUGCAAUUUAGAGUGAGAUAAUACUUGUAGAAUCUGUGGACAUAGGAAGAGAAGUUUCGAAUUGUUGAUGAAAAUAAGAUUAUAAAUUGUUUGAGUCCAAAUUUAAAAGAAGAAAUCUAGAUUUGUUUAUAUGGUUAAUUUAUUGCUAACAUUCAUAUAUUUUAUAGAUAUUUUAGCUAAGAAUGUCUAUUAGAUUUGACAAAGAAUGUUCAAGAAUACAGGGUGGCUCCAAAUUCUUAUGUCAUCGAAAAUGGAACUCAUGACGGAAUUGCAUUAUAUUAAUUAGUCAGUGGAGAAGCUGAGAUGCUAGUUGAUCUUUAGGACAGAAAAUAUUAUUUAGGAAAAUUGAAACAGGGAGAUAUCUUUGGCCAUGGUCCAUUCUUUAUGAACAACGCUCAUCCUUAUAGCAUUAAAACAGAGACAGCUUGUUCGUUUGCUUACUUGUCUAAAUAAAUGUUCUUAGACAUACUUCAAACUCAUCCUAAAGAUUAUUAAACCUAUAGAAUGAUCAUUGAUUAGUGGACUUUUCAAAAUCAGAAAUUAGAUCUCGGUGUCAAAUGUUUGGGAUGUGGAGAUGCUGAUCAUGACAUAGAUUUAUGUCAUAGAUUACAUUUAAUCAUAAAUAAAGAGAUUUUAUUAGCAAAACAUUUGUUUUCUGUUCCUAAUGGAAGAAUCUUAUUUAAGAGAAAUUGUAGAAGAACUACAAAUGCUAAAUUCGGAUAGAGAUUGUUUGAAGAUGCAGUCUCAUUAUUUCAAGAAAACAAUUUUUCUUUCUCUUCUGAAGAAGAAGAUCCUAAUCCUAGUUAAAUGGAAAGAACUCACUAAACCAAAUUGACUUAAGAGAUCAGAUAUUAGGAACCUACUCAUAAUACUCAUAGAUCAUAAUAACAAUAACACUAGCAAUCAAAAAAUGUGAGAUUUAGGAAAAGAUCGAGAUCAUUAAAUUCUAUCAGUGUUCAUUCAGACGAAGAAUCUAAAUUUCAGAAAUCCAUGUCUGGCUAUAAAUCCAACGACUCCUAAGUCGAUAAAAUUAGUGCUAUUCCUGUUAAAGUGCAAUAACUCCCGAGUUCUUAAUUAUCUUAAAGUUCAUUUAAUGUAUUUUUAAAGGAAUAUCCAAAAAGAAAGAUAUCAAAAUAGCAAGAUUCUGAUAAAUAUUCUAAUCAUUCUAUUGGAUAACGAUAAUAGUAAUAACAGUAGCAUCAUUAAUAAUAACAAUAAUAAUAAUAAUAAUAUUAUCAUAAAUCAAGCAGUUAAUCUAGUAGUGGCAAUAUCCCUUAGAGCAGCAUUGGAAUUCCUCCUCUACCAAAUGGGUCUCCUCCUAUGCUUUAUUAAGAUGAGAAAUAGACAUUUUAAAAAGGAGGUGUUGAAGAUAGUUUAUAUGUUGCAUAGGAGAGGAAAAAGAAGUCUUUAAUUGGUACUAGUUAUUCAAAUACAAAAUAAAUAAAAAAUCCUCUGUAAGCUAUACCAUCAGUUAGUGAAAUGAAUGAGACCGAUAAAUUGAAUAAUUUGAAGGAAGCUUCUUACACUUCUAAAUAAUUGUCAAUGCAAAGUAGAUCAAGAAGUUAAAGAUAUACUAUAUCAAUUCGUACAGAGAGUUAGAAAAUUCGAGAAGAUACUAAACACGAUACUGCUUAAAAGCAUGAAAAACAUGAUUUCAAAUUAAAAACUGACACUUUUAAAUAAUAUCAUGAGAAUAGUCCCUUAAAUGAAGAGUAAUUCCACAACACAUUUGAAUAAGCAUGUAAUCUAUACUCUUAUUACCCUCAAUAUAAUAAGGAUAGGAUCAUCGAGAAAUAUAAAAAGUAAUAAUAUAACAAGAGUACAAAAUAAUAUUAAUUUAAGUUUUGA